GUCCUUGCAACCUUGGCAUGGCUUCGGACUCAUGGGGCUACUAAGCCGAUCCAGACGGAAAGAUGCGAAGGAGGCAGUUUCUCCCAGGAAGAUUGAUCUUGAAUCUGGUGAUCUUGCAGAUGCUUUGACUGGUGAUGAAGCUGGCACAACGGAGGAAGCCCUCGAUUUCGAAAAGCCUGAGCAGAAUGUAGGCGAAGGUGGUGAAGGGGAUGUUGCUAAAGGCACUACGCUGAGCAAAAGGAAGACUGGGUUCAGGAUGCCGAAGCUGUUUGGGAAGGCAGAGGAUGGCCCAGAAGAAAUGAAGGAGCCCAUGGAAAGAAUGCGAUGGUGGGAGCUUACGUUUUCGAUUAGAGGCUUUGAGAAUGUUACAGUGGACACGCUGAAAUUGUUCUGGACGGUCUCCCUGGGAAGUGACAACCCGAAAAAGCACCGAAAUCGAGUCCGCUUGCAAACAAAAUUCACUUCGAUCUUCACGCUGGAGAAAGGCAAAGUCUUUACUGCAGACAACCCAAUCGUGUUAUACGAGCGCAAGACCUUUGCCUUAUGCUACAAGGAGCUUGAGAAGCAUGUUGUCAAAGUUGACAUGUGGCGCGUCUCUUGUUGGACCUUCAAUGAGUACUAUGGCGUCAAGAAGCAAAAGCUCUCUCAAAUCGCGAACCGCGAUCCAAACAUGGAACUCCGGAUCCUGCGGAAGCUCUCAAGAAAGCAGUUGGCCGACAAGAAGAAAGCCAAGUCUGUCGCGGAUGUAGCGCUCUAUCGUUGCACGGUGAAUCUUGAGGAAAUCUUUGACUUUGAUUUGUUUUGUGAGAAUUGGACACUGGAGCUUGGCCGGGCAAGCCCGGAGUUCAAACAAAUGAAGGAAGAACGGAAGCGGCUGACGUUCACCGUGCCCCGGGACAGACGAACAUUGCCCGGUCACAGGGGCUAUCUUGGACGGGGCGCAGCCUCGCAGACCGUCGAAUGGAAUCAGCAAGACGGGCGAUUUUUCUGGCCAAACUGUGGCAAAUUUGUCUUCCGUGGGACUCGGACCCACUUGCAGAAUUCAUACUUCAUUGUCUCCGUCCUGACGGGCAAACCGCCAACCUUUCUAGCCAACAACGCGACUAUCGCCAAGAUGGAGAAACAUGCCCCGGCGCCACACAGAGUGCUGGGCCGCUGCUUGCUGAACCUGACAUCUGUGUUGGACAUGUCGGUCUUUCAGGGCAAAGUCAAGCGGUUCACUCCAGAUUAUGAAAGAUACAUUGUUGGCGACAUCAACGGCAAUGUGAAAUGCAUCCUGCGCUCGAAGGGCAUGAAGGAACCCGAGCUGGACUUUCGCACCAAUCGUCCAGAGCAGCUCAAGACUGCAACUACAGUAUCCCACUUGAACCCGUACGAACGCUAUUUGGUGGUCCGUGUCAAGAAAUGUGAAGCCCUACCAGUUGCAGACUUUGAUACUGGAAGCUCUGAUCCAUACCUGAGAUGCACUUGGGACAACAUGGUCAUGCUGUCGCCUGUAGUGAAGCAAUCCUUACGCCCGGUCUUCAACCAGAGCUUCUAUUUUCCGGUGAGGGUGGUCUUCCCCGAGCUCCGCAUGGGUUCAAAGGCUGAAAAGAAGUAUCAAGACAGCAUUUUAAAGUACGAGCUGACCAGCAAAGGCCAUAUUCAGAUACAGGUGUGGGACGAUGAUGUGACAUCCGCUGACUGCCUGGGUGGGUGCCAAGUCACACUGGGAGAUAUUCUCAAUGUACGAGCAACGCAGAAACGAACCCUGUUGGGUCCCUUGGCGGCUGAGAAGAAAGAUGAUGAGGAUGAGAAUGAGUUCGAGGCAAAGCAAGAAAAACACAAUCAGUGGUAUGAAGAGCCCAGAUCGGUGCGUGUCUAUGAUGGCAGCAAGACCGCGCUUGGCCAAUCAGCUUUGGCGAACAAGGAUGCUGCGCUGAUUCACUUUGAAGCUUAUUUCUACCCGGACUGGGCUGAAACUCUGAGAUUUGAGGAUGAAGUGCAGGAGGUCGACGCUGAAUCGGUUUGGGCCAAGAAGGAAGAGGAGUGGAAUUCUCGGAACAUGCAGAAGGCUGAAGACUAUGCGCUGCCAUUUCCGGAUUCCAUAGGCGCCAAGAAGCCAAAAGAGGAGAACAUGAUGCAGACGGCAGAUUCUUUGAGACGAUUUCCUUGCAUUGGCUUGCAUCCUUUGACAAGGAUAGAGACUCCUUUGAUGGCAUUCGUGUCCCCCAUUAUCAUUCCAGAGGAGUGGAGUUUUCCGGCAAAGCUGUUGGAAUGGGUACAUUGCUUGUCUUUUAAGAUUACUCAGCGUCAAGCUCGCAUUGGUCUAAUUCCAAGUGACGGCUGGAAAGACCCUGAGUAUGUUCUUGCCAGACGAAAGGGAGCUCCUCAAGAUCAUUCAGUCUUGCUGUGCUCCCUCCUUCUGGGUUGCAAAGAAGAUGCGUAUGUGGUGAAAGGCACCGUAUACUCAAAAGAUCCGCUGGCAACUAUGGAGAAGUCAGAUCAACUGAUUGAGCAUACAUGGGUUAUGACACGCGAAAAUGGAUGGGUCACCUUUUGGGAGCCUUGCAGCAGACAGAUUUUUCACCUUCCUAAUCGAUAUGAUCCAAGAAAGGUGAAGAAGAAGAAGCUGGAACAACUCGCGGUGAAGGAAGAAAAAGAGGAAGAAGAACAAGAUGACGAUGCAGACAUAGAACGCCAGCAGUGGGAAGGAGAGGCUGAAGAUUGCAGAGUGCAUUUGGAAGAUAUGGAAAGCUUGCCAACUGUAGGGCGUAUGCCAAAGCCAAAGACAAGAUCAGACAAGGCAAAGAAAAAAGACGAAGAGCCGGGCCGUGAACGCCUGAAGCGUGAGCUCAUCGAGCAGCGUGAGGGUCUGCCAAUUGCCCCAAAGAGGAAGAUGCUGCAGGAAGAGCAGCUAGUGACGUGGCUGCCGUACGAUUCCAUCGAGGUGGUUUUCAACGACAAGAACGUUUGGGCCAACCGACAAAACCACCACCCAGCUUGCAUUACCUAUGAUUUGGACGACGAUGACAGUUCAAGCGAGCCAGCGUGGGAAAGAUUCCUCCAUGCCAAAGAUGAAGAGACACUCCAUUUCCAAGCAAUUUGUCCAAAUGUGUCGGUCCAGCCUGAGCUGAAGCCUUCAAUCAUCGAUGAACUUCAAGAUGACUUGCGCACGGAGAUGAUGCAGAAUUUGCAGCUAUACCGGGGCAAAAAGGGAAUGGACACCAUGUUUGACCACAAUGAGGAGCUCAUGCAGCAGCUGCGAAUAUUCCUUGAUAUUCACGAGCUUUGGCGACAGAUUGAUCCAGAUGGGCCCACAGCGCAAAGGGUGCUUGAGGAGUACAAAGCUCUUCCAAAGGAUAUGCCGCGAGAUCAGAUGACGGAGCAGCAGAAGUUUCAUCGAUUUGUUGGCGAUAUCCUUAAACUACGGAUUUGGAACCGUCAUGGUUCGCCAUUCUUUCAUAGCCGCAAGGACUAUGAGAAAGAGCAGAAACACAAUUGGCGAACAUUGGAGAAACUCCAUGGUGAAUUCCAGAAAAAGGAGGAUAGCUUCCCGAUCAAGCGUGGCAAGAAGUUCAAGGGCUUCCCAGUGCACUUUUGCACGUCAGACCAAGAAAGCAUACGGCAGUACCUGAUGCAGAUCAAAGAGUACAAGCAAAUCAUAGACUCAGAUGAGGAGGACGUGUUCUAUACCAUUGAGUGCCGCAUCAUUGGCCGCCUUGGUGGAAUAUUGUCUGUGUGGUUGUACGUGGGAAUCCAGGAACCACAGCGCGAAGCAGAUUUUUUGGAGGAAUGAGGCUAGGAACCUCACAUUCUGAUGUCCAAUUCGCGUAUAUACACAGAUAUUGCGAACGGAUCGCGGCAAGCUGGAGUCAGAACUCAAAUGAUUGGAAAUGUCUUCGCAUCAGCACUCAGCACGACUGCCAAACUCCGUUCAGUCCGUGCUUUCUGGCCAAAGUUGUUUCAGGAAUGUAGUAUGCAUGCUUCUUUUGUGUGAAGUAGGGUAGGGGUCGUGUGGUCCAAUUGUGGCUGCAACGGCUGUUGGUUUCACAGGGCCAGUCCGGCGCCAAAUGCUAGAUCCCGUUUGCAGAAACUUGGCGCGAUACUCCAAGCAUCUCCAAGCAGAAGUCGGUGAUUUGCGACAGAUGCAAUGCCUUUCAGGCAGCCAGCUGCACAUAAAACCGCGGCCC
Molecule: messenger RNA, 4172 nt
Organism: Durusdinium trenchii
Lineage: Eukaryota; Dinophyceae; Suessiales; Symbiodiniaceae
Source: the annotation of a GenBank genome assembly